AUGUUAUCGAAUAUAGUUGAAGAUGGUGAUAAAAUCGUUCAAUGUUUAAAUAGUAAUGAAAAGCUUCAAUUGAUUCCUUAUUUCGAUCUUGGUAUGGAAGAAGGUAUAUGGGUACCACGAGUAUCAAAAUCUUUUGUUAGGCCGCAUCAUACAUGUCGUUCAUACGACUUUCCUAAACAUAUAAUUGAACAACAACAAAAACCAAUAACACAACUAUUACAACAUACAACGAAUGAAUUACAUUGGUAUCCAACAAAUUUAGAACAAAAUGCACAACAAAGGCAACCAUUUGUUGAUCCACCUUUUUAUAUCUGGCGCUAUUAA
Molecule: messenger RNA, 324 nt
Organism: Rotaria sp. Silwood2
Lineage: Eukaryota; Metazoa; Rotifera; Eurotatoria; Philodinida; Philodinidae
Source: the annotation of a GenBank genome assembly